GGGAAUUCACAGAGACACUGCCGACUGGUUCCAGUUCACACGGCGGCUGAGGAGAGAGGGGGAGAGAGAGGAGAGCGAGCGCGAGCGAGCGAGCGAGAGGUGUGUGUGUGGGGGAGAGAGCGGACGAACGAGCGCGGAGAGAAAGAGCGAGCGCCGCCGAGGCAGGAGACAUAUUGCUGUGGCUGCUACCGCUCUCCGGGAGCCGCUCCUGUGCUGUUUCAUAUUCAGGAAAAGCAAGAUGUCAAGCCGAGGUGGAAAGAAGAAGUCCACCAAAACCUCCCGAUCAGCAAAAGCUGGAGUCAUCUUCCCUGUGGGGCGAAUGUUGCGAUACAUUAAGAAAGGACACCCUAAGUACAGGAUUGGGGUGGGUGCUCCAGUGUACAUGGCUGCUGUGCUGGAAUACCUGACUGCAGAAAUUUUGGAAUUGGCUGGGAAUGCUGCAAGAGACAACAAGAAGGGAAGAGUCACUCCUCGACAUAUCCUUUUGGCUGUAGCCAAUGAUGAAGAAUUAAACCAGCUGUUAAAGGGGGUCACCAUCGCCAGUGGGGGUGUUUUACCAAAUAUCCACCCAGAAUUGCUAGCAAAGAAGAGGGGAUCCAAAGGCAAACUGGAAGCCAUCAUUACUCCCCCACCAGCCAAAAAGGCCAAAUCUCCAUCACAGAAGAAACCUGUGUCAAAGAAAUCAGGAGGCAAGAAAGGACCCAGGAAAUCUAAGAAGAAGCAGGGAGAAGUCAGCAAAGCAGCCAGUGCAGAUAGUACCACGGAGGGCACUCCUGCUGAUGGAUUCACCGUCCUCUCCACCAAAAGCCUCUUCCUCGGCCAGAAGCUGAACCUUAUUCACAGUGAAAUCAGUAAUUUAGCCGGCUUUGAGGUGGAGGCCAUUAUCAAUCCUACCAAUGCUGACAUUGACCUUAAAGAUGACCUAGAAGUGAUACAAUCAUUCUGCAUGGUAAUGAAUGGAGAACCAAGGCCAAGGUUUGCAUCUUUCAGCUCCAUAAUGGCCUUGCUUCAAUUCUCUGGUCAUUUCAAGCCUGUACUAUGGAAUACCCUGGAGAAGAAAGGUGGCAAGGAAUUUGUGGAAGCAGUGUUAGAGCUUCGGAAAAAAAAUGGUCCAUUGGACAUUGCUGGAGCGGCUGUCAGUGCUGGCCAUGGUUUGCCUGCCAAGUUUGUGAUCCAUUGUAACAGUCCAAUAUGGGGUUCUGACAAGUGCGAAGAGCUUCUGGAAAAGACUGUGAAGAAUUGUUUGGCUUUAGCAGAUGACAAGAAGCUGAAAUCAAUUGCAUUUCCAUCAAUUGGCAGUGGCCGAAAUGGUUUCCCCAAACAGACAGCAGCACAGCUGAUCCUGAGAGCCAUCUCCAGUUACUUUGUGUCUACAAUGUCUUCAUCAAUCAAAACGGUUUAUUUCGUGCUCUUCGACAGUGAGAGUAUAGGGAUAUAUGUGCAGGAAAUGGCAAAAUUAGAUGCUAACUGAGUUGAAAGAACUACAGAAGCAGCCCAGACUCACUUGGUCCUUUUCUCCAAUUUAAAAUUAAAAAAAAAAAAAAUUCCUUAACUCCUAAUUGUGAGGCAGCACCCUUUAUUUUCAAUUUUGCUCAUCUAGGGAAAUGAGAUUUGGUUUUUUGUUUUGUUUUGUUUUUUGGGUUAAUUUGUUUUGACCUUCUAAAAUGUUUUUAUGUUAGCACUGAUAGUUGGCGUUACUGCUGUUAAUGCACUGUUUCAGCCCUUGUAUGAGUUUAGUGUAAUCUAGGAAAUUUUAUAGUUUUAUUUUAAUGAAUACCGGAUUGAUGCAGACAGUAGUGGGAAGUUCAUUGUCUUUUACAUGUGGAAAAAAAACAGGAAGCCCUAUUUUGUAACUGUGUUGUGGUACGUAAUCCUACAUUGCGUGAUGUUUCCUUCUCAUCACAUUGUUCUCAUUUUUUUCCCUAAAACAACAAAAAAGAAAAAAAAAAAACAUCUAAUUUCUGUUUACUUUAUUGUCUUAAUGAUGGAUCUUGAAAUGGGGGAGAGGGGGAGAGAAGCCUGUAGUCCUUAAUUAUAUUUGCAAUUUGGAAUUUGUGUGAAUUGAUUUAGUAAAAUGUUAAACUGUU
Messenger RNA from Sarcophilus harrisii (Tasmanian devil), 2087 nucleotides. RefSeq names its product core histone macro-H2A.1. Gene Ontology annotation, biological process: nucleosome assembly. Gene Ontology annotation, cellular component: nucleosome. Gene Ontology annotation, molecular function: structural constituent of chromatin; protein heterodimerization activity; DNA binding. Bases 239 to 1471 code for a protein of 410 amino acids. Lineage: Eukaryota; Metazoa; Chordata; Mammalia; Dasyuromorphia; Dasyuridae. The transcript has 10 exons. The record is from RefSeq and is a predicted model, not a curated record.